Molecule: messenger RNA, 3690 nt
Organism: Procambarus clarkii (red swamp crayfish)
Lineage: Eukaryota; Metazoa; Arthropoda; Malacostraca; Decapoda; Cambaridae
Source: RefSeq, a predicted model, not a curated record
AUGAUCUCCAACAUUGAUCACAUCUGUGGGCUGCCGCGGCUGGAGACGCUACAGGCAGGGCACAACCGUCUCUCACAGCUGGAGGCUGUGGCCCGUCUGGCCUCCUGUCCUGUGCUCUCCUGCCUCGACCUCUCCCACAACGGCAUCCACCACCCCGACGUGGUCCAGGUGCUGGGGAGCAUGCGGGGGCUGCGGGUGGUGCAGCUGACGGGGAACCCUGCGGUGCGGGAAGUGAGGGCCUACAGGAACACCUUGGUCGUCACCUGCGCCAACCUCACCUACCUGGACGACCGGCCGGUCUUCCCUGUGGACCGCGCCGCCGCUGAGGCCUGGAGCGAGGGCGGCCUGGAGGCUGAGAGGCGGACCAGGAGGGAGUGGGCCGAACGGGACUACCAACGCCAGCGAGACUGUGUCAAUGACGUGUUGAAGCUUCGUGAGAGGGUGUUGGCUGCACGAGCGGCGAGGGGCCCAGCGGACACCCCCUCACAGACAGACAUGGGCAUCUAUGUGGAGGACACCGGCACAGAAAAGAUCUAUGCUCUUACUCCUGCCGCUAAAGCCUGGGCCCAGAGCAGAGUGCAGAAGUUGAGGGCGAGAGUGCAGGCUGAGAACCAGGCAUGGAACAGCGAUGAUAUUGUAGUCCACGACGACAGUGGCAUCACUUGUAGUGACUCUGACGUCUCUCAGAGCCAGGACCUGGAGUGCAAAGAAGAGGAUGACUUCCCAGAUGACAAGGCCUUCAACAAACUUCUCGAAAACUUGUCAGAUGAAACAGAAUUUAGUGGCUUGAAACGAAUUCAGGAAAUAGAGGAAUCCAACGAGGAUGCAAAUGUUACUGGCGUGAGAGAGGCAAUUGAUUCUAAGGAAACUGAAACUGUAAAUAACCUUUACUCCUGUCAAGAAGUUGUAUCCCAAAGCAGUUCUAAAGAUUUGAAAGAAGUGAUUGAUGAUGAGCAGAUCAAUUUACCGUCGGCUAUAAAAGACUCUGUGGAAGAGCCACUGGUGUCCGAAGUCUUAGACAAAAGUAAACUCCUUCCGGAGAACUCUUCCAUAUUAUCGAAAUCCGAGGCUAGUAUUGAAGAUAACUGCUCGAGCUGGUCCUCAGCUUGCGCACACAAGACGGAAGAUGACCAAUUGUUAUUUAACAGCUGUCACAAUUUCCUUAAGAUCCACAGCUCAGCGUCGGAAGACGGGCAGUCAAGUAGUGGUCUAACUCAAGACAACGAGGAGCUGCUUGGAGAGAUCUGGGACGCUGUUGAGGUUGUAGAAAGACGACCGUCGUUGGAGGUGGACUCUGACGCCGAGGGCCAAGCCUACCUGCGACAGCUCGUAGCUCACCACAACUCUCACCAACACAAUGACUCAGACAUCGAAGAAAUGUUAGAAAAUAUGGAAUUUGAAACAGACGAUUUUGAAUCAGUGUACGAGCGACAUAGCCUGGUGGGGGCGAGCCGCUCACAGGGGACACCAGACGACAGCCCGUCAGAUGACGACGAUGACGUGGGCGAGACACUAAACAAUGGAGUGACGAGGAACAUGAAUGGUGUCGAUAAUAACAAUGACACUCCUCCCGCUGGAGUGCCAGUGUUCGGCGAGAGGUGGAUGGAGGAGGCCAGACGAAGGAUCAUUGAGGAUGAAGACUGGCAGGAGGAAGUAGAGGCCUCCAGCAACUCGUCCGAGCAGGACGAGAGCGUAGACGAACUCAACGUAGAAACUCCAGAUGAAACCAGCCUGGUCGAGGAAGAGUCAAGUUUGGCUGAUGGCGACAGUCACGAAAGCUUGUUUGAAGAGGAGAGUGUGAGCUCCAUUUCUCCGAUAUUUGAGAAGGGCAGAGAAGUUCAAAGACUUUUAGAAUGUAAUUCACCAUUAGUGAAAAGUUUGUCGCUUAGUCAGAUAGUGAAAUGUGAUGCUCUAGAACCCACAUCAGAAUUUGAGGAUCCAGACACAAGUUCUUCCUGUUCGAGCCUCAGUCCGUCCUCUUUGCCUGACUCCCCGGCCCAUGAGAGUACAGGGGUGGUGCAGAUUGCUGCUCAAAACUGUAGCAUAAGGGAGUGUAAGUACACACGUCCCGACACAAGCAGAGUAUCGCUUUCUUAUAAUAACUCUGCGGAUUCAACAUUUGAUCUCAACACUGUGUCUGACCAGAAAACAUGCUCCGCCAGCGACGGUUCUCAACCACGAGAAACCAUGAAAGAGUUGCAGUUGGCUGCGACGGAUUGUACAGAGGACACAUGUAUCCUACAGCCACGUGUUGGCCACCCGUCCAGCUCCAGCUGUGGCCACCAGGUUACCCCACGAGAUGCAGAGGUAGGAAGUGGAGAGACGAGCAGAGAUAUGGGUGAAGCACAACACGUGACGAGGGACAAUGAGACGAGGGAAGGCAUGAGACACUUGGCAAGGAACGAGGAGACGAGGGGACGUGUUGGGCACGUGACGAGGGACGCAACGACCCUGGCAGGAAGCUCCUGGGCCCAUACCAGGCAUCGGGAGUCCAUCUUCAACACUCGUGACGCCCUCAGGAGCUCCCACGAAGCCUUCGUCAGGGGACACAACAUCGGAAACUUGUUGGCGACGGGAAGCAGCGACGACACCAGAGCUGGGGUCGAGGCUGCGCUGGUCUCCUCUACAGGCCGUCUCUUCCAGAUAUCCCGUGAUACAUGCAACUUACAGAGCGUCAUCGCAGAGGAGGACUCUGAAGUCAGCUACCUGUUCUUUGGUGAGGAAAAAAGCAGUCACAGUGCCAAGGGGAGCGAGGUCUAUGUUUAUAAAUCAAGCGAGGUCUGUGAUUCUAAAUCAAGCGAGGUCUGUGAUUCUAAAUCAAGCGAGGUCUAUGAUUCUAAAACAAGCGAGGUCUAUGUUUAUAAAUCAAGCGAGGUCUAUGAUUCUAAAACAAGCGAGGUCUAUGAUUCUAAAUCAAGCGAGGUCUAUGAUUCUAAAUCAAGCAAGGUCUAUGAUUCUAAAACAAGCAAGGUCUGUGAUUCUAAAUCAAGCGAGGUCUAUGUUUAUAAAUCAAGCGAGGUCUAUGAUUCUAAAACAAGCGAGGUCUAUGAUUCUAAAUCAAGCGAGGUCUAUGAUUCUAAAUCAAGCGAGGUCUAUGAUUCUAAAACAAGCAAGGUCUAUGAUUCUAAAUCAAGCGAGGUCUAUGAUUCUAAAACAAGCGAGGUCUAUGAUUCUAAAACAAGCAAGGUCUAUGAUUCUAAAUCAAGCGAGGUCUAUGAUUCUAAAACAAGUGAGGUCUAUGAUUCUAAAACAAGCAAGGUCUAUGAUUCUAAAACAAGUGAGGUCUAUGAUUCUAAAACAAGUGAGGUCUAUGAUUCUAAAACAAGUGAGGUCUAUGAUUCUAAAACAAGUGAGGUCUAUGAUUCUAAAACAAGUGAGGUCUAUGAUUCUAAAACAAGAGAGGUCUAUGAUUCUAAAACAAGCGAGGUCUAUGAUUCUAAAUCAAGCGAGGUCUAUGAUUCUAAAUCAAGCAAGGUCUAUGAUUCUAAAACAAGAGAGGUCUAUGAUUCUAAAACAAGUGAGGUCUAUGAUUCUAAAACAAGUGAGGUCUAUGAUUCUAAAACAAGUGAGGUCUAUGAUUCUAAAACAAGCGAGGUCUAUGAUUCUAAAACAAGCGAGGUCUAUGAUUCUAAAUCAAGCGAGGUCUAUGAUUCUAAAACGAGGAGAUUGUCAUCACUGAUACAAAAAUAA